AUUCCGUGCAUGAUGGGACCCUGUAACGGGACGCUGUCCCCACAGCCAUCGACCCCUCAGUUUUCCCUGGGUGUGUUGGUGCUCCUGGCUCUGCUCAUGGUGCUGCUGGCUCUGGUCACGAUCCUCGGAAAUGUCCUGGUGAUCCUGGCUUUCAUCUUGGACAGAAAUCUCAGGCAUCGGAGUAACUAUUUCUUUCUCAACCUUGCCAUUUCUGACUUUGCAGUGGGUGCAUUUUGCAUCCCUCUCUACAUCCCCUAUGCCCUGACAGGGAUCUGGCACUUUGGAAGAGGCAUCUGUAAGCUCUGGCUCCUUAUGGACUAUCUCAUGUGUUCAGCUUCAGUAUUUAACAUUGUUAUAAUUAGUUAUGACCGUUUCCUCUCAGUUACUAAAGCUGUAUCUUACAGAGCCCAGCAGGGAAUGAUGUCCAACCCUGUUGUCAAGAUGGUGGCCAUCUGGAUUCUUGCCUUCCUGCUCUACUCUCCGGCAGUUCUCCUUUGGGAGCACGUGUCUGGCUGCAGCGUGGUAGAGGAAGGGCAUUGCUAUGCCGAGUUCUUCAACAACUGGUACUUCCUCCUGUGUGCAUCCACCCUGGAGUUCUUUGUGCCCCUGAUCUCUGUUACCUACUUCAACGUGAGCAUCUUCCACAACAUCCAGAGACGCCAGCGGCGCGGCAGCGUUCAAUACUGUGAGUCUCCAGGGAGCAGCAGUGUGUCCUGGAGGUUUUGUUUUUUGCUGAAGCGAGGAUCCUCUUUGUCAGAAAUGGAGGACAGUGCUUCUUCCUCCAUGAAAACAAAGAAAGAGUCUUUGGUAACUGAAAGCUCAUCUCCAUCCAGAGCCAACUCUGUGACCCCAGAAAAUGAUUUUUCUGUUUGUGCAAGGGCCAGGUCAAAACUGCAUCAUGACAAGAAGAUUGCAAAGUCACUUGCUGUAAUUGUGUGUGUCUUUGCCAUUUGCUGGGCCCCAUAUACUUUACUAAUGAUUAUUCGUGGAGCCUGCCAAGGAAAAUGUGUCCAUCCAAUUCUAUAUCAAAUUACCUUUUGGCUUUUGUGGAUCAAUUCCUCUCUGAACCCAUUCCUCUACCCUCUCUGUCAUGAUAAAUUUCGAAUGGCUUUUAUGAAAAUAUUAUGUCCCAAAAAGUUUGCAAUAUUGAGAUCAGGCUCUUGUUAG
This is a messenger RNA of Tympanuchus pallidicinctus (lesser prairie-chicken), 1167 nucleotides long. RefSeq names its product histamine H3 receptor-like. Gene Ontology annotation, biological process: adenylate cyclase-activating adrenergic receptor signaling pathway. The record is from RefSeq and is a predicted model, not a curated record. The transcript is spliced from 3 exons. Lineage: Eukaryota; Metazoa; Chordata; Aves; Galliformes; Phasianidae. Gene Ontology annotation, cellular component: membrane. Gene Ontology annotation, molecular function: histamine receptor activity. Bases 10 to 1167 code for a protein of 385 amino acids.